Messenger RNA from Ochlerotatus camptorhynchus, 555 nucleotides. RefSeq lists its product as uncharacterized. Lineage: Eukaryota; Metazoa; Arthropoda; Insecta; Diptera; Culicidae. The coding region runs from base 1 to 555 and encodes 184 amino acids. The transcript is spliced from 2 exons. The record is from RefSeq and is a predicted model, not a curated record.
AUGCCGAACAACGCUGGUCCCUGCAGUAGCAAGAAGCGUUUUCUGGCCAGUGUGUUGUCGUCGAUACUGAGGUAUGGAGGUCCAGCCUGGGUUCCAGCGCUGGAAACGAAGCAGAACCAAAGGAAACUGAGCAGUACGUUCCGGUUUAUUGCCAUGCGAGUCGGGAGUGCGUACAGAACCAUCUCGUCAGAAGCAGUAUGCGUAAUCGCCGGAAUAAUCCCUGUCAGCAUCGCCCUAGCGGAGGACAGCGAGUGCUACAGAUGGAGAGAUGCAGGAAGAGUUAGAAAAGUUGUGAGAGCGGAAUCGUUGGCUAAGUGGCAACAUGAGUGGAACACGGCGGAGAACGUUCCUGUCUGGCCACGGCUGCUUCAGGAAGUACCUGCAUCGGUGUAUGAAACGCUGGAGCAUGUGGUCUUCGACUGUCAAAUGUGCGAGGCAUUGCGAAGGGAGAUGCCCGUCCUUAACGUGGAGAAUGUCGUCGAUGGAAGGCACUUGGAAUGCCACAGCAGCUGCAGCGAAAAUGGAGAGAGGAGCAGUGAUCUUGCAACACCAUAA